ACCCCAUCCGAUUCUGACUUUUUCUCAUAAAGAUUCAUAUGCUGUACCGUGGGUUCUGACCUCUAAUGUCGUUAAUUACAAUUACAUGAUCAGUACCAUACAAAUGUGCUGCAUGCCUUGCAUCACAGUCAAAGAUAGGGUAGAAGAACUCGAGAGCUGAGAAGCCAUGGAACCAGGUGGUCUCAGAGGUAGCAAUAUCUCAGGAGGAAGAACCAAUUUUGUGUUUGUGUUUGUCUUCUUGAUUUUCCUUCCUUUCCUCGGCCUUCGUGGUAGUGCCGCCCCUCUCUACCAGAUUUGCUCCAACACAACCACUUACGCUCCUAACAGCACGUAUCAGGCCAACCUCAACCGCCUCCUCUCUUCUCUAUCUUCCAAUUCUACACCAUUCAACAAUGGUUUUUACAACACCCCCGUCGGUCGGAACCCCAAUACAGUAUACGGCCUCUUCCUCUGCAGAGGCGACGUCACCGAAGAUGCCUGCCGGAGUUGCGUCCAAACAGCCACCCAGGAAAUUCUUCAGCUAUGCCCCGACCGGAAAGUGGCAACUGUUUGGUACGACGAGUGUAUGUUACGCUAUUCGAACCAAUCUAUCUUUUCCACUAUAUCCGAUUCAAUUCUUGUCUACAUGUCCAACACACAGAAUAUCUCCAACCCAGAUCAAUUUAAUCAGCUUUUGGCCAAUAAGAUGGAUGAGAUUGCCACCCAGGCUGCCUCCGGUGGAUCGUCCAGGAAAUUUGCAACAGCGGAAGCAAAUUUUACGACAUUUCAACGGCUAUAUACUCUUGCUCAGUGCACUCCAGAUUUAUCAAACCAAGACUGCUACCGGUGCCUCCGAAACGUCAUCAACAACCUCCCGUCUUGCUGUAACUCAAAGCAAGGGGGUCGGGUUCUUGCAGACAGCUGCAACGUGAGGUACGAGAUUUAUCCUUUCUAUCAGCUCGCACCUGCUACUCCGGGUCCCGCUCCGUCGCCUAUCCCUCUUUCCCCUCCGAGUAACAGAACCGGCAUUUCAGAAAAUAGGAAUACAACAUCAGCUGGAACCAUUGUUGCUAUUGUUGUCCCAAUUGCCAUUGCAAUGUUACUUUUAUCAACUCUCUGCUAUUUCUCGCUGAUUAGGAAGAAGAAAAAGGAAACAGAUAAUGGUGGGAAUGAAAUUAAAGAUAUGCAGUCGCUCCAAUUUAAUUUGAGUGCAGUCAUUGCAGCCACAAACAACUUCUCUGAUGAUAAUAAGAUUGGUGAAGGAGGAUUCGGUUGUGUUUACAAGGGUAAACUUUCCAAUGGACAAGAUAUUGCUGUGAAAAGGCUCUCUAGAAGCUCUGGACAAGGUGCAGUAGAAUUUAAGAACGAGGUUGUAUUGGUUGCCAAGCUUCAACACAGGAAUCUUGUUAGGCUCUUGGGGUUUUGCUUAGAAGGCGAAGAGAAGAUACUCAUCUAUGAAUUUGUUCCCAACAAAAGCCUUGAUUACUUCCUAUUUGAUUCAGAUAAACGUGCAUGUUUGGAUUGGCCGACGCGUUACAAAAUCAUAGGAGGGAUUGCUCGAGGGCUUCUUUAUCUUCAUGAAGAUUCUCGGCUCAGGAUUAUUCAUCGUGACCUUAAAGCUAGCAAUAUCUUGUUAGAUAGUGAUAUGAACUCAAAAAUAUCUGAUUUUGGGAUGGCAAGAAUUUUUGGUGUGGACCAAAGUCAAGCAAAUACGAACAGAAUAGUAGGAACAUAUGGUUAUAUGCCCCCGGAGUAUGCAAUGCAUGGACACUUCUCAGUUAAGUCAGAUGUCUAUAGCUUUGGGGUUUUGCUUUUAGAAAUUGUAACAGGCAAAAAGAACAGUUCAUUCAACCAAUCAGAGUUUGGAGAGGAUCUUCUACAUUAUGCUUGGAGAAAUUGGAAUGAGGGAACAGCUUUGGAGUUGCUGGAUCCAAUUCUGACAGAACACUAUUCCAGAGAUGAAGUGAUGAGAUGCAUUCAUAUUGGAUUGUUGUGUGUUCAGGAGGAUGUGGCUGACAGACCUACCAUGGCAACAGUAGUUCUCAUGUUGAACAGUUAUUCUGUCACUCUUGAAUUACCUUUACGACCAGCAAGCUUUGGACACAGUAAAAUGGUGUCAAGCAUGGCUACAAGUGAAACUGAAAGACAGGCAACUGAUUCAGAUAAAUCUACAAGUCAAAACAUUGGUCUGUCAAUGAGGUGUCAAUUACUGAAUUAACUCCUAGGUAAUGUUAAUGCCACUGGAUCAAGGAUGGACAGGAAUUGUAUGCUAAGAAGUUGUCGAGUUGCAUAUAUGAGUUAUUAGCCGCGCUUUGAGGGGGAACAAGAAACCAAUUUGUGCUUAGAAGCAAUAAAGGAGAAGUGCUUAACUUAUAGCAGGAAGAAAAAAAGCAGAGGCCUUAUAACAUGAGAUGCUCUUUCUCUCUUCCUCUCCUUACUCAGUCUUUCUUUCAAUCAUCUCCUACCAAAAUAAAAAGAUUUUCCCAUUCCAUUUAGGGCCAUUGGACACAGCCUGCUGAUUUUGUGUAAAUCCAUCAAUAACUUGGUUUUCGACCGGGUUACCCCCAUUUACCUGCGGAAGUUUCUUGCAGAGGGAGAACCAAAUGAAAGACUUCUUCCUCGUCAUCUCGACCCGAAGGGUCAUCACAAUCUGGUACUGGUAGUAGAAACCAUUCAAGUAGCUAAGGGUAGUCUCUGGGCUCUGGCCAUCCAAUAAAGUCCAAGACACCAAUUACAUGUCUCAUUCUCAUGUUUUGAGAAACGCACAGGACCCGUUUCAAUGGUAAAGAACCAAUGGCGCAUCUCAAAAGAAAAGGCAAGGCAAAUUGAAAUUUUUUGGAGGGAUUCACUUCAACUUCCAUGGCAUUCUUGCAUGGUAUUACAAGGGUAGAAAGAACAAGAAGACUCCAUGAUAAGUCACAAGAGUAUGUUAUAAUGAUUUUGUGGAAAAAGGAAAACUUCCUGUUCUUAUUUCUUAGUGAGCGUCCAAACAAGCCGGUUCACACUAAGACUCGCGUUUUCGGGGAGUUCGGAUCUGCUCCUCACAGCACGUUUCAGCUGUGUAUUUGGGAAUAUUUUUCUAUGAAUAAAUAUUUUGAAGCACGGAAAUGUUCCAGAUGCAUGGCUAAACGUUCUGUAAAAUCAGUGUGAGCAAGUUCUACUAGGAACAUAUCUGAAAUUCAUCAAAACCCACCCAUGAAUUUAGAUAAACAACACCUGAUUGUCUACCAGGUUUAUGGUACCAGUUGACUGAUAAAAAUUUUUUGAGAUAUCA
Messenger RNA from Nelumbo nucifera (sacred lotus), 3253 nucleotides. Its product is annotated as cysteine-rich receptor-like protein kinase 25. The record is from RefSeq and is a predicted model, not a curated record. Lineage: Eukaryota; Viridiplantae; Streptophyta; Magnoliopsida; Proteales; Nelumbonaceae. Gene Ontology annotation, biological process: protein phosphorylation. Gene Ontology annotation, molecular function: ATP binding; protein serine/threonine kinase activity. Gene Ontology annotation, cellular component: plasma membrane.